Messenger RNA from Colletotrichum graminicola M1.001, 1530 nucleotides. Its product is annotated as NDT80/PhoG like DNA-binding family protein. Gene Ontology annotation, cellular component: nuclear chromosome. Gene Ontology annotation, molecular function: DNA-binding transcription factor activity; DNA binding. The transcript has 3 exons. Gene Ontology annotation, biological process: positive regulation of transcription by RNA polymerase II; meiotic cell cycle. The coding region runs from base 1 to 1530 and encodes 509 amino acids. The record is from RefSeq and is a predicted model, not a curated record. Lineage: Eukaryota; Fungi; Ascomycota; Sordariomycetes; Glomerellales; Glomerellaceae.
AUGUCGUCCAGCGUGACGCCCGGCGAUGGCAUGGCUCUUAGCAGCGCCGUGGCGGACGGCAUAGACGCUUCCAUGUUCGAUGACUCUCUGCUGGAAACUGUAAAUACAGCCUUCCCUACCAUACCGUUUACGCCGACCUAUGACUUCCAAGACUUCUCCGCAACGGGCUUUGAAGAUCCAUUCGCAUACUCGAAUCGCCAGUACGAGGCUCAGCCCGCGCUUGAGGAUCUCAGCCAGGAUUCACCGACGCAGGAGCUGGAUAAUAAGCUCCUGGGAUUUUCGGCGCCGUUAGUAAAAGCCACGGUUGUGGACGGGACGGGCCAGCAUGUGGAGCCAAACAUGUCGGCCGAACUGUACGGCAUGUUCUUCGUGGCCGAGGACGUCUUUGGUGCCGAGAACAGUGGUAGACCUCUCGAGCUGACCUGCUACCGGAGAAACUUGUGGCAGUGCUCUGGACAGGUAACUCUUCCUCGACACAUCACGCACAUUGUGGACGAACAAGGCCGGCAAAUACCCAUAUUCGAGCUGGCGGCUUCGAUAACGGCGAUCGAGUCCAUCGAGGGCAAAGCGACGGAGAUCAUCUCAAUCCCUUGGAAGAGCGCGCACCCGAUAGGCGCAGAGGAACCCAAGUCUACUGGCGGACCGCCCAACAUUGUUUUGGACCUGGCAAAUGGGCAAGAAGUCGAUGCGAACAGAGUAUCUCUCACACUAUCAUGGAAGAGGCUGCAGUUCAAGCACGCUACAGCGAACAACGGAAGAAGGAAAGGCCUGCAGCAGCACUACCUGGUGCAAAUCAGUCUCCUUGGAAAGCAACAAAACGGCGAGUACGCCAGGAUUGCCGAGGUCCACUCUGGGCCCGUUAUCGUGAGAGGCCGCAGCCCACGAAACUUCGACAGCCGGAAGGACAUACCCUUGACCGGUGGAGAGAAGAAGCUAGGAGGGAGAAGCAACAGCGAAGCUUGCGCAACUCCCGUCAAGGACAGCGGCAACAAUGGCAACAACGGCGCCCCAACGCCUAUACCGAAAUAUCAGGUCCUGGGAGGCGUUCAGCAACAAGCGGACUGGGCACCGCCGCCAAUGUACAGGGAUCCGAGCGGAGGUCCGCCUCCGGCGAAGAAGAUGGCCAUGUCACCGGGGAUCAGCCGUCCUCCAAUACCAGCCUGGUCGUCAGAACCAUCAAGGCUGCUGGCCAAAACAUCGACAUCGGGCUCGGCGGCGCGGGCCGGAAUAUCGGGCCCCAUAAACCUGUCUCUCUCGGAAGACGAGAGGAGUCCCAAUAGGUCCAACUCGGAUGUGCAGAGCCCGCAGUUCAACAAGUCAACGGCCCCCACGGGGCAGAACCCAAGUCAGAGCCCCAGGGAGGAGGAUGACUUGCUUUAUGAAUACUUUCCUCUCAGUGUGGAUGACUGGAUCCCGCCAGUGGAAGCAAUUUACCGCCCUCAUGUCGUCCAUCACACCAUCGUGCCGCCGGAGAUCAAGGCACAGCAGCUGCGGAGCAAGGCGAAGCGCUACUUCACCGCCGAAUCUUGA